CUCUGUUCCCACCUUGGGCCCCUCUCUCACCCUUUUUCCAACUAAAGAAAGAGAAAAAGAAACAUUCUAUUUUCUGUUCUUUGUUCCUCAUCACUCUUUAUGCUCUUCACGUAAUAAUUUCUUCUUCUUUUUCUUUAUUUUCUAAUCAAUGUAAAUUCCCAUUUCAAAAUUUUGAAAGUUUCUUCAUCCCAAGGUCUAGGCCCUGUACCAUAAUAGUUCGUGCUUGACCUACUCCUCUUUUCCUCCGUGUAUAAGAUUUUGAUCUUCGGUCCUUCCAUCUCGAACCCUGAGAAAUCGCGGGCGAGAGGAAGUUGUAAUUACCCACCAUUUCCUUCUUUUUUGAUCUUCUUCUUGUUGUCGUGGUUCGUGCUCGGUUCCCCUGUGUUCUCCUUCUCCUAUUCCAUUCCCGGUUUCUCUGACCGACUCAUGGCCUUGAGGAGCUCUUCUAGUGUCCCGUCAUUCUUGUACAGUUGCGGGUCCUGCAAGUCAUGCGGAUUUGAGGCAAUGAAAGAGGCCGAGAUAUUCGGGAAUCAAAAGGAAUGUAAAGGCUCGCAGUCCAACAACUCGAGCAGGUGCUCCAAUGACAAGAUCCUGACUAUGGAGCUCCGUAGAAAAAUAUCCCUCUUUAGGGACAUUAUGGACUUACCUCUAUGUGACUGGUCGAUUUCCAUAGAUGAGUUGGUGAUUGAGACGAUGGAGGACCUCCACAAGCUCUAUCCUGAAAUCAUACCGAAAGGACAAUUAGAGAUGAGAAUGGCAGCAACGAAGCAGGGACUGGCCUACUUUUGCACUGCUCUCAAGUCUAUUGGCGAUUCGUGGAAGAAGAAUGAAGAAUGGAUAGACAGAGCCAGUUACAAUGCGAUUAAUGAUAUAGAGGACAAGGAUUUGGAUAAAAUAGUUAGGAUUGUGUUGGCGACGCUCGAUGGACUGAUCAGGAUAGUUCGAAAGAAGUUUCAUAUGAUGGAUGAGGAUGAGGAUGAAGAGAAGAAGGGUUGCAAGAUCGAGAAGAGCGCAUUUGACAAGAUGGCAGCAGAGUCACUCGUGGGUAACCAUAGCCCGUGCCGGUCUCCAGUUACCCCAACCUCGGUUCUUCCCGACCGGCCCAAAGGUCCUCUCAUGAAGGAGGCCUCUUAUGUACAUCCACUUCUUGGGCCGCUCAGAGUUCAGGCACUCGGGAAGUUGAACCCGAUUGAUGUGAAGCGCCUCGCUCUUUACUCAUUCUCUAACCUACAAUUUCCAGCCAACAAUAUUGCAGACUCAAAUUGUAAAGCAGUUGAACAUACAAAACUAACUAGAGCCGCGACCAUCGAGCUAGGCCAAGUUGAGAAAGUCAUAAAAGGAAGUAUCGGAGAUGAUGUACAUAGCCAGAACAUCCCCAAAACUACAAUAGCAACAAACAUUAGCUUGAAAGAACAGGUGAGAAUUGAUCAGACAUCCGUAUCUCCACAGGCAUCAUCCCCAUUACAGCAUUCGGCGGUGACACAGAACAAGGCUGGAUUGGUAGCACCGCCCCUGCCACCAGAACCAAAUAGUUUGCCACCAUUGCCUCCUACUCCUCCACCUCCACCGGUAGCACAGCCCCUGCCACCACAACCAAAUAACUUGCCACCAUCCUCUCCUACUCCACCUCCACCUCCACCGCAAUCAUCGAACAUUGCCAAGGCAAAUCCUGCAGUUCCGGUGCCACCACCACCUCCUCCAACACAAUCCACUAUGCAGGCCGGGCCAAUGGCUGUAGCGCCACCACCACCGCCUCCACUACCUGAGCUUCUAAGAGGGCCCUCUCCUCGAGCCCCGCUCCCAAUGCCAUUACUGAACGGAAUGGCUCUGCCUCCCCCACCUCCACUCCCAGGGGCAACAAGAAGUCCGGCUCCACCACCCCAGCCUCCUAUGCCACUUGGGAAUGGAAUGGCUCCACCACCUCCACCACCCCCAGGAGCAGCAAGAGGUCCCCCUCCCCCGCCACCCCCAGGGGUCCCUGGGAAAGGAAUGGCUCCGCCUCCACCGCCUCCAGGUUGCGCCGGAAGGUCUUUGCGCCCCAGGCCGAGUACCAAACUCAAGAGGUCAACCCACAUCGGUAGCCUCUACAGGCUUCUCAAAGGGAGGGUGGAAGGGUCAAGCCUCAAUGGUAAAGCGGCCAAUGGACGAAAAGGUUUAGUCGGGGCCCCUGCUGGAGGGAAACAAGGAAUGGCUGAUGCAUUAGCGGAGAUGACAAAAAGGUCCGCCUACUUUCAACAGAUCGAGGAAGAUGUUCAGAAGUACACGAAACCAAUUACGGAAAUGAAAGCUAAGAUUAGUUCCUUCCAGACAAAGGACAUGGCAGAGCUGCUCAAAUUCCACAAGGAUAUCGAAUCUAUUCUCGAGAAGCUGACAGACGAAUCACAGGUGCUAGCGAGAAUCGAGGGCUUUCCAGGAAAGAAGUUGGAAACAAUAAGAACUGCAGCAGCUCUAUACCAAAAGCUGGAUGCAAUAAUUGUCGAACUGCACAACUUUAAGAUUGAGCCUCCACUAGGGCAGCUCCUCGACAAGGUCGAGCGAUAUUUCAAUAAGAUCAAAGGGGAACUUGACAAGCUCGAGCGAGUGAAGGACGAAGAAUCCAAGAAGUUUACGAGCCACAACAUCCAUUUCGACUUCGACAUCCUCCUAAGAGUGAAGGAAGCAAUCGUCGAUGUCUCUUCAAGCUGCAUGGAGUUAGCUCUCAAGGAAAGGAGAGAAGCGAAGGCAAUGGAGGAUAAAGAGAAAGGGCCGAAAACCGAAGGACGAAGAAAGGGAUGCACGAAGAUGCUGUGGAGGGCCUUCCAGUUUGCAUUUCGGGUUUAUACAUUUGCUGGAGGCCACGAUGACCGGGCAGACAAGCUUACUAGGGAGCUGGCGCACGAGAUUGAGACUGAUCCACAACACCAGUAACCGAUCUAUUACAUAAGUACCUAAGAAGUUCUAACCGUAUAGGACGGUGUUACCGCUUGACAGACAUUGCAUGGCAUGAGUCUGAGGGAAUUGAUCAUAUCUCAAGGUUUUUUUUUUGUUUUUCGCUUUUUUCCGUGUAAAUGUUUGACGGGUUCGAGUACAUCUAUUAAGUAUCCUAGGAUGCUAUAUUAAGUACUACUGCAUAAAGUGUGUCAAAUGCCAAAGAGAGAGAGAGAGAGAGAGAGAAUUUCUUAUAAAAAAAAACUUGGAAAAAAAAAGACUGAGCUUAGUAACGACCCUUAUUAUUACUCAGCAUCAGAUGGCGUAUAAAAGACUAUUCUUAUGUUAAAUGAUGGACUCUAAUGAGUAUUUGUUUCA
Punica granatum (pomegranate) is the source of this 3285-nucleotide messenger RNA. Lineage: Eukaryota; Viridiplantae; Streptophyta; Magnoliopsida; Myrtales; Lythraceae. The record is from RefSeq and is a predicted model, not a curated record.